CGGUGCUUCAUUCACGCACAAACCCGCAUCCGUUUAUCAAUAAACCCGAAACAAAGCGCGCGGACAGACACGCAGGUGUGGACAUGUAACGCACGUGUAAACGCGUGUAAAGACGUUGGAGUUUGUGCUGAAUAAAGGCGGGAAAAAAGAAACCAGUUUGAUCAUGAAAGAAUAAAUCACCAUUUUACACCAGAACCAGAAGCACCAGAGCAUCGCGAGCGCCAUGGCUGAUAGAGAAAUGUGCUGCAGGAUGAAGCUCCUGAAGUUGCUUCUGCUGCUCUGCAUCUUUGCUCUGUGGAUAGACGGAGGAUUCGCCAAAGAAAAGUCAGCUAAGAAAGGCAAGAAGAAAGGCAAACAGGUCUACUGUCCAUCGCAGCUCUCCUCAGAAGACCUUGCUCGAGUUCCUGCUAACUCCACAAGUAACAUCCUGAACCGGUUGCUCAUCAGCUACGACCCCAGAAUACGCCCUAAUUUCAAGGGAGUACCUGUGGAGGAUCGUGUCAACAUCUUCAUCAACAGCUUUGGCUCCAUCCAGGAAACCACCAUGGAUUAUCGUGUGAACAUUUUCCUGCGUCAGCGCUGGAACGAUCCGCGUCUCCGUCUUCCUCAAGAUUUUAAAUCCGAGUCUCUGACCGUUGACCCAAAGAUGUUUAAGUGUUUGUGGAAACCAGAUCUGUUUUUUGCCAAUGAGAAGAGCGCCAACUUCCACGACGUCACCCAGGAGAACAUCCUGCUCUUCAUCUUCCGAAAUGGAGACGUCCUCAUCAGCAUGAGGUUAUCAGUUACUCUAUCGUGUCCUCUGGACCUGACACUUUUCCCCAUGGACACUCAGAGAUGCAAGAUGCAGCUGGAGAGCUUCGGCUACACCACAGAUGACCUGCAGUUCAUGUGGCAGUCUGGAGAUCCAGUGCAGAUGGAUGAAAUCGCUCUUCCUCAGUUUGAUAUCAGACAGGAGGACAUUGAGUACGGGAACUGCACCAAAUAUUACACAGGAACCGGUUACUACACGUGUGUGGAGGUGAUCUUCACCCUCAGGAGGCAGGUGGGCUUCUACAUGAUGGGUGUAUACGCUCCUACGCUGCUCAUCGUCGUGCUCUCCUGGCUCUCCUUCUGGAUAAAUCCGGACGCCAGCGCCGCACGGGUGCCUCUGGGGAUCCUGUCGGUUCUCUCGCUGUCCUCAGAGUGCACUUCUUUGGCCUCAGAGCUGCCCAAAGUGUCGUAUGUGAAGGCCAUCGACAUCUGGUUGAUUGCGUGUUUGCUGUUCGGCUUUGCGUCUCUGGUGGAGUACGCUGUGGUGCAGGUGAUGCUCAACAGCCCCAAGCAGCUGGAGGCCGAGAAGGCGAAGAUCGCCAGCCGAGAGAAAGCUGAGAGUCGAGUGGCGGCUAAAAUGAACAAUCUGAACGGAGCUGGAGGAACACCAUUACACAUCAGCACUCUACAGGUGACUGAGACUCGCUGUAAGAAAGUUUGCACGUCGAAGUCAGAUCUGCGCUCGAGUGACUUCAGUAUCGUCGGUUCUCUGCCACGGGACUUCGAGCUUUCGAACUUUGACUGCUACGGGAAGCCGAUCGAUGUCGGAAAAGCGGCGGGAAAAACGCAGGCCAAAAACAACAAAAAGCCUCCGCCGGCUAAACCUGUCAUCCCAUCAGCUGCCAAACGCAUCGACCUUUACUCACGCGCCAUCUUCCCCUUCACCUUCCUCUUCUUCAACAUCAUCUACUGGUCUGUCUACCUGUGACCCUCCUCCUCUCCCUCCAUCCCUCUAUCACUACUUCCUGCAGUCAUUCCCAUCUGUCCGUCUCCAUCAUUAGGCAUCAAACAGAACAGUUCCACACACACACACACACACACACACACUCGUGUACAGAGAUGAUAGGAAAAGAGCGCUAAUGAAAGAUUCAACUAAUAUUAUAAUUACUAUGUUUGAGUUAUUUCUCAUAAAUUCAGUCUAUUUUAACGAAGUAUUUAUUUAAUAAAUUACUUUAUAUUUAUUCAUUGAUGCUAAUCUAUUGAACGUCUGCACACUUAUUAUAGAAAAACAAUUAUUAUCCCGCAUGUGCUAACUGUAUGAUAUAAAUAUUCAUAUAUUGAUAUAUUUAUGCUUCUAAUGUUUAUUUUUGGAUCUCUGCAUCAGAAGAUGAUGAUGAUGAUGAUGAUGAUGAUGAUGAUGACGAUGAUGAUGAAGCUUGUUGGUCUUGUACAGAAGAACACUGCCAUACUGAACUGUAUUGUUUGAUGAUCUUUCAUGUGUGUAAAAGCUCCUGCAUCUCCUGUGAUUGUGAAAAUUUAUCCAACAAUAAAAUGAACAGGACCAACGGCUGUG
This is a messenger RNA of Tachysurus vachellii, 2323 nucleotides long. RefSeq names its product glycine receptor, beta b (gene glrbb). Gene Ontology annotation, biological process: chloride transmembrane transport; chemical synaptic transmission; regulation of membrane potential. Gene Ontology annotation, molecular function: neurotransmitter receptor activity; transmembrane signaling receptor activity; extracellularly glycine-gated chloride channel activity. The record is from RefSeq and is a predicted model, not a curated record. The transcript is spliced from 9 exons. Lineage: Eukaryota; Metazoa; Chordata; Actinopteri; Siluriformes; Bagridae. The coding region runs from base 224 to 1738 and encodes 504 amino acids. Gene Ontology annotation, cellular component: synapse; neuron projection; postsynaptic membrane.